AUGGCUCCAGUCACCGUCUGGAACGAUGAGGCCCGAUCUGACCUUUUGGUUGCGCUUCUGUCGGUCAUCAAGCCCUCUAAGGAGGACUGGGACCGCGUUCUUCCUAUAGUCCAUGCCAAGGGCUAUGUCUACAACGCCAAUGCUGUCACGCAGCACAUCCAGAAGCUCCAGCGCAAGGAGCUUAACGCCGGCGACGGCGGCGACGGUGAGGCAUCUGCCUCCGCCACUCCCAAGAAGGCUGGCAAGAAGGCUGCUACCCCCAAGAAGGCCGGUACCCCCGCUACUCCCAGAAAGCGCAAGACUCCCGCCAAGUCCAAGGCCAAGGUCGAGGAGGCCGAUGAGGAUGAUGAGGACGACGAGAAGGAGGCUCCUCCCCCCAAGAAGCCAUGCACCCCUUCCCGCCCCAGCAUGAAGGACGAAUUCCACGAGGACACCAAGGACACCAAAACCACCGGCGCCAAGUUCGUCCCCAUCAACGCGGAGAUCUAG
Messenger RNA from Colletotrichum lupini, 489 nucleotides. RefSeq lists its product as uncharacterized. The record is from RefSeq and is a predicted model, not a curated record. The transcript has 3 exons. Lineage: Eukaryota; Fungi; Ascomycota; Sordariomycetes; Glomerellales; Glomerellaceae. Bases 1 to 489 code for a protein of 162 amino acids.